Monopterus albus (swamp eel) is the source of this 1694-nucleotide messenger RNA. RefSeq names its product tumor suppressor candidate 5 homolog. Lineage: Eukaryota; Metazoa; Chordata; Actinopteri; Synbranchiformes; Synbranchidae. The transcript is spliced from 3 exons. Gene Ontology annotation, cellular component: membrane. The record is from RefSeq and is a predicted model, not a curated record. Bases 274 to 816 code for a protein of 180 amino acids.
AAGGCAAGGCGUGCGUCCGGACGCUCACCGCCAACUAAACGCGAGAGGGACUCUGACAUCAAUAACAACUCGCUCAUCAAUAAGAAAUUUUGAUGGAGUUAGACUGCUUAAUUAAAUAGCUCGCCUUGAAGGUAUUAUAGGCUCUCUGAAUGUACAAUAUUUGAUCUGAUGACCCCCAAUGGAGAACAUCUGAAGGAAGACUUCAUCCACAGGAUAGCAGCUCGGUAAAAGCGGCACACAUAAUAAAAUUAGGAAAUUUCUUAUCUUUAAGUGAUGGCUAUCAACACUGAUACUGCCUUUGAGAAAAGUGCCCUGGGCGAGAGGGAAGUUUCAAAUCUCAACGACUUCCAAGACACGGAAAAGCUUCUGAACACCGCGCCCACGGAACCCACCGGACAGAACAACCUCAAUCCAUCCGACUCCUUCUCCCUCAGCAUCAGAGGGAGCGCUCGGUCGCUGGAUGCGGACCAGAACGGACACAGAUCACAACUAAAGUCGGGCUCCGUGGGGCAGCUGGCGACCCCACCCAGAUCCUUGUCCCGGCAAAGCCUGGGCACGCUGCCUUCUCCGGUGCCACCCGGGUCCCUACCCAAGAAUUAUCUCUGGCUCGCCGUGCUGUCCUGUUUCUGCCCCGCAGUGCCGCUCAACAUCUGUGCCUUGUGGUAUGCAUAUGUGUCGAGGUCUGUUCUCCAUACAGGAGAUAUUGAAGGAGCAAAGAAGUAUGGGCGUCUGUCUAUGCUGCUCAGCUGUACAGCAAUACUGCUGGGUGUGGCUCUCAUCGUCUUCAUAGUGUAUACAACAGAGAGCCGGAAGUGAAUCGUGGGCAGGAACGAGUCUCUAACUCCAUCUGAUCUCAAAUUUGCACAGAGACGAGGAGGGAAGAGGAAAAAAGCACAAAAUCUGAGUUGAAAACAAGCUGAAGAGACUCUUAAUGUACAACUUAAUGCUUUUUCUGCAACGGAGGAAAGAAGCUCCAGGCCAUUUCUCUUUUUCUGGCAGCACAUGUCCAAUAACCCCAUAAACUCAGGAACAGAGAACUGCACACAGCUACUCAUAGUCCAAACUAGUGGUGCACUGAAGUACAUACCUCCCUGACACAGACAAUUGGAUGGCACUACAUUUUGACAAUAAAAAAAACACACACACACACACGACACCAAAAAGACCUACAGACUAAAGAAAAAACAAUGAAUAAAGAUUUGUAAUGUGAGGACUCGGGUAAAACACUCUCUCGUGUUCAGACAAAAAAGACGUCAGUGCACCAGUAGUCUGUAAUGCAGCCACUGCCUUCCCUGUUUCUCUUAACAUUUGCAACAAGACUGACUCUUCUUUUUGCUCAGUGCAGGAUUUUUAUGGCUGUUGGCAGAUGUAUCUCAUACACUGUUUACAUCAAGUUUAAAAGUCACAUUCUCCCUUGGUGCCCUGCUGCAGCCAUAGUGUGAUAUCUUGCUUUGCGUGCUACUCUGAUAAAGCGAACAGUCCUGUUCAGACUCUAAUGAACUGCCUGGAUCUCUACACCUCAUUAUGUUUACAGUAUACUACAAGAUAUGAAUGGGGCUGUUCUCCUUGUAUGCACUGUUCUUGGCACUCUGAUGUUGAUGUUUAUACAUUUAUACUGUAUGACUGGUUUACAGUGCCAUAGUUCUGCAUGUCGGAAAUAAACUUGGAUGAGCAUGAUGAACUUGAAAGCGAGC